UUGUUUGACAAGGGAGUAAAUGGAAAAAGAAAGAAAAGGGCGUCGACAAAUAAUUAGAAUAUUGGGAGCUGAAAAAUUUGGUUAAUUAGUUGCUAGCCGUAAACCUUUUCAAGUUGUUGACAAUUUAGCUCGUCGCACAUGCUGCAAAAUAAAAAAACAAUGCCGGGAAAAGUAAAAGUAAAAAUCCUUGCUGGGAGGAAUCUCCCUGUAAUGGAUCGAUCCAGUGACACAACGGAUGCAUAUGUUGAAAUAAAACUAGGAAAUAUUACACACAAGACAGAUGUCUUCCGGAAGUCACUCAACCCUCAGUGGAACUCUGAGUGGUUCAUCUUUGAAGUUGAUGAUGCAGAGCUUCAGGACGAGCCCCUCCAAAUAAGAUUGAUGGAUUAUGACACUUAUUCAGCUAAUGAUGCCAUAGGGAAAGUGUAUUUGGAUUUAAAUCCUCUUCUGGUCACUCCAGGCCUGUCUGGAAGAGGAAUUGCUAGAGCAGAAACUUGUUCGGUCCCAUCGUCAGGAGGUUCUGUAUUAUCAGGGUGGCUUCCAGUUUAUGACACUAUGCAUGGAAUGAGAGGAGAAGUGUCUGUUAUAGUAAAAGUUGAAUUAUUUUCUGAUGUAAACAAGUUUCGUCAAAGUUCAUGUGGAGUCCAGUUUUUUAGCACUCCCUCAACACCGUAUGGGUUCAAAAUACAGUCUAUUCAGGGUUUCGUGAAAGAACUUGUUGUCAACGACGAUCCAGAAUAUCAAUGGAUAGACAAAAUCCGCACACCAAGAGCAUCGAAUGAAGCCAGACAAACUCUUUUUUCCCAGCUCUCUGGGGAAGUGCGUCGCAAAAUCGGAUUGAAGGUGCUGGAAUUAGGCGGGAAUGCCGUAGUUGGGUAUCAACAGAUGUUUGACCUUGAAGGAGUUACUGGGCUAGUAGUGCGUGGCAUAGGGACAGCUGUAACCUUGGCUCGGUGCCAUUCUGAUGGUAACUCAGCUGUUACGUGGUUUAAAGACCAGCAUCAUGGAAACGGCCGAGAACACGAGAGCGAUAGGCUCCGUUUGCAUCACAGCGAGCCCGUUCUCCAGCUUGAUGAUUACGAACGCUUGGCUACCCCUCUGCCCCGCUUUUAUAGGCUACAAUCAUUACCGAUGCAUGAAGAUACCAAACAAUUGCCAAAGAAACUUCCUCAACUUCUUGGCUCUAAUUCGUCCGUUAAACUGUUGGACAGUUGUGGUGUUGUGAAGGUGCCCGCAAAGCGCAAGCUCUCUCUUAGUAAUCUUUUCGCCAAAUCCAGUGUCAAAGGAAAAAUAACUAGACCGCAAGCCCCCACGUCAUCAAAUACUCUUCUAGUUCCCGGGGAUGAUGAAACGAGCAAAGGCAGCCCAAAAACUCGGAUUCGUUCGCGUUCAAUGAUUUGCGAAAUGUCUCCUAUACAAGAGAGUUAUGGAGACUCAGUCACCGAAUCGCAAGAAAAUAGUCCUAUAAACAAGAUACUUGGAUCAACCAUUAUCCAGCCGACUGAUAUCAUAAGUUUACCCAUUGAACUUGCGCAUAAUUUGCUAGAUCCAACAGAACGCUUCUUUAGCGUAUUAGAACCCCAAAAAUCAUCAAGCUGUCGUUUUUCAAAUGCCCAAGAUGAGACCUGCUCAAGUGGUUCGGAAAUGUCUCUUAACUCCUUGGCUCUACAAGCAAAAUCAAAAGCUGGGCAAUCGUUUGAACAGUCGUUAUCGUCCCUAUUAAUAGAUGAUAGUGAAGACAUUUCCUCUAACGUAGUGUUGAAUGCAACCACUUACCCGCCUGAAAUGCAACCAAUUUUUCCCUACCAAACUAGAUCUCCCCGCUGUACAGCCAUUUCGCCAGUCGAUGUCAUUAAACCGCUCGUUAGUACCACCGUCACUGUUCCAGCUGUCGUUCAUGGAACAACACCUUCACGGCCAACUCCUUGUGCGCGUCGUUCAUCCGAAUCUGAAAUCAACACAACCCCAAAAGCUUCAAGUUUGUCUGAUAGCUUUGGUUCAUCUGGAGGUGGAAUAUCAUCCAACUGCCGACCGGCGGCUCAUCGCCAGACUUCAGUACCUGCUGCUUCCACUAACACAUAUCUCAAUGGCGUUGAUGUUACAAGGAAUUUGGAUGCUCUCGAAUAUCCUUUUCUUACAAUGAAAACAUAUCCACCGGGAUUCAUCGUUCACGUUGGAGGCACAGUAAGUGCAAGGUCUGUCAAGUUGCUGGAUCGAAUCAACAAUUCAGAGGAACCGGAAACACGAGAUAAUUGGUGGACGGAGAUACGAAUGGAAGUUCGUUCACAUGCACGAGCGCUCGGUUGCUCCGUCAUUCUCGGCUAUGAGGAGCAUACAAGUAUUAGCGAAGAAGUUUGUGUUCUGAGUGCCUCCGGUACGGCUGCCGUCGUCAAACUUCAACAUGAGGUGGAUACCAAAGAUAUAAACCAUGGAAAAAGCAAUUCCGUUAACAUGGAUGAUAGCAAAGUGAAUCUGCCGUGCCGCGUGUGCCAUAUCCCUUAUAGCAAGGCCAGCAUUCCUUUCCCCAUCAAACUCUCUCGCUGUGCUGUAUGCAGGCAAGGUAAAGUUCCUGACGUGUUAAUAGCUACUAUCGAGCCGCCGACAGGAAUGCUCGUGUCGGGCCGCGGAUGUCUAAUACAGGCACGGCUCUGCCGCCCGAAACGUGCCGAAUCUCGAGGCGAUCAGCAAGCGAAAGAAAUUUCAGACGGACUGCCGUUCCUUGAAUACGAAUUGCAUAGACAAUUAAUCAAUAAAUUACGAACCAAAGGCAUGAACGCCAUCUUCCAUCUAAAGGUACAAGUCAGCAUCGGUGAACGACAUGUAGUUGGAGUAGCUACAGGUACGGCGCUCUUUUUAAGCGCAUUACCGACUCCCUCGUUACCUAAGCCAAGCAAUCCUAGCAUAUCUUCGAAACAGACGAAACGAGGACGUAUUCACAAGUUAUUGAUUGAAGCCCACGCGGCCAGCCAAGAACGUUAUGGUCUUAAUAAACAACUGAAUAAAGUAAACGACGUGGAAGAACCCAAGUGGACUGACUCGGAUGAUACCGACGAGGAUGCCAAUGAUCUCGAUCUAACAACUGGCAAUAAAGAUACAUGCGUCAUAGAGAUCGACGACAUAGAAGACAUUGAUGUGAUUGAGCUACUGAUCGAUCCUGAAACACCGGAAGGUUUUGACGUGGUGACUACCGAGUCGGUUCCUGGAUUACCGAUCGAUAGCAUUCGCCGGCGUCUUAAUCUUCAAGCCUUCAACCGUGUUUGGAAGGGAAAGAUCCCCACCAUACACUCUGCACGAUAUCUAAACCGCUGCUUUGAAAUGAUAUUACGGAGCAUUUACUUCAAACUGCGUAAGGCACGUCCGUGUGUGAUCACUAACCUGGAAUUCAGCGUCGAUUUGCCCGAAGAUGAUGAAAUUCAAAUUACUGUGCUAGGUACUGCCAUCACGUCCUUCAACAAAACUAUGAUAGAGGUUGCCCCAUGCAUAGGAACUUCUCUCAAAGGCGUUGGCUCUACUGAAAACGAAAUGAUUUUUCAUCUUGAGGAUGACGUUCAAUUGGCAACGUCAAACGAGCAAGCCGCUUCAAGGGUAAAUCAACCCAACCGUCAUAUUCCGCCUCCGUCCAAUCAGGGCCUGUUAAAAACUCCUGGCGACAAAGCCAAGAUUUUUGUACAGAAGGAGCGGCAGCCUGUGGAUAUCGUUACUCUAAUCCAUUUACCCGGUUCACGAGUCGAACGCUACCUAGGCCAUCUCAAUUUUUUCUUCAUCCGAGAGAGCACUAGCAUUCGCGAGGAUGGCGGCUUGAGCGGUUUCAUGCAAUCGUUUAUUACGGAGGUACUGGGAAUCGUACGUGCUCACGUCUCUGCACUAGGAGGAAAUGCCAUGGUUUCGUACUUUAUGACGCAGUGUGUGCUUCUGCAUAAUCCCCACAAAAAUCAGGGUCAAUGUCUCAUCAAUGUUGGUGGGGAUGUCGUCCAGGCUGCCCGCUGCACUCACGAAAAGGAUGUUUAGAUGGCGUUAUACAAUUGUUUCGGUAGAUUGUAUCCACGGUAAAGAGAUUACUUUGAAUUCUUCCUUAACCGCUUCCAUCCGAGGGAAAGGUGUCAAUUUCAAUUGUUUAAUCUUCAUGCCCUUAACCUCAUUGCUCAUUGAUAGAUUCUCCUGUUCCAUUAUUAGGUUUUAGAAAUAUCCUAGGCGAGGCGUGUAUUAUUCUCAUGUCGCAUGCCAUGUUAUAUUAACUCCCUUUUUGCUCUUUUGCCUUGUUGGCUAAUAGGAUAUAUACUACAGAAUUCUGUAGAUCGUUCAAGUUCGACGUUGCGUUCAAACGUCCUUUAUCUCUUUGAGGUGUACCCCAUUUUUUCCCGGCCCAACACAUGGAAACCAAUCUUGUCUUAAUUUUCGCGAGAUGUCAAAAGUGGAAUCAGUUGUUUCACUGAACCCCACAGCUGAUAACGACAUCGAAUGUGGAAAGCUAAUGGAAGACAAGUGAUUAAUAUCAUCAUUUAUUUUCUGAAGCAUCAACAUUAAUUCUUGGCGGACAUUAAUCCUCUGCCGCGUGUGUUACAAAUCGAAUAAAUAUAUCGACCAAUA
This is a messenger RNA of Daphnia carinata, 4587 nucleotides long. RefSeq names its product C2 domain-containing protein 5-like. The record is from RefSeq and is a predicted model, not a curated record. Gene Ontology annotation, molecular function: calcium ion binding; calcium-dependent phospholipid binding. Gene Ontology annotation, biological process: positive regulation of protein targeting to membrane; protein localization to plasma membrane; positive regulation of D-glucose transmembrane transport. Lineage: Eukaryota; Metazoa; Arthropoda; Branchiopoda; Diplostraca; Daphniidae. Bases 139 to 4008 code for a protein of 1289 amino acids. Gene Ontology annotation, cellular component: plasma membrane. The transcript is spliced from 19 exons.